Molecule: messenger RNA, 839 nt
Organism: Daucus carota subsp. sativus
Lineage: Eukaryota; Viridiplantae; Streptophyta; Magnoliopsida; Apiales; Apiaceae
Exons: 5
Coding region: 185-682 (165 amino acids)
Biological process (GO): translation
Cellular component (GO): ribosome
Molecular function (GO): structural constituent of ribosome; 5S rRNA binding
Source: RefSeq, a predicted model, not a curated record
GGUAUAUGAAGGCCCGUCACAGGUAAACUAGCGGGGAAGAGGGAAUAACAAACAAACAAAAUUGUGAUAACCUUGGUGGUGAUUUUACCAGACAAACACAGCAGGGGAACAGGAAAAGAUUAUAUGAACAAACGCAGAGAACAUUUGACGCCGCCGAUACUUAGAACGUGAGGGACUUGAUGUUAUGGCUCUGGGGACGUUUCAUGCUCUACAGUUCAAGACUUGCAAUGUUUUUGGGACUUGUAUAGUAUAUCCUUCCAAGUUUCUUUCUUUGCACACAACUAAUGUACAAUUGAAGCAGUCUAAGAUCGAGGCGAGGAACAAUACUCGAACCGAAAGUCCUAAAAUUCGAAAUAGACGAAUUAGAAAAAAGUUUAAUGGUACACCUACAAGACCAAGGCUUUCAGUAUUCUGCUCCGAUAAGCAGUUAUAUGCUAUGCUGGUUGAUGAUCAUAACAAGAAGAAUCUGUUUUAUGGCAGUACGCUGCAGAAAGCAAUGCGGGAUGAUCCUUCCUGUAGCACUGUUGAAGCUGCAAAACUAGUUGGUGAAGAGCUUGUCAAGGCUUGCAUUGAUCUGAACAUCAAUGAAAUUUCCUCUUAUGACCGUAAUGGAUGUGUUCGCGGUGCAAAGAUGGAAGCCUUUGAGAUUGCAAUUUCACAUCAUGGAUUCCUAACUGAAUAGGUCUGUCGCUGGUAUUUCUAACCUGUUGUAUUCAAACAUGCUUAGAACUUUAUGUAAAAGUUACAUUAUCUGAAAUAUCUGAAAAUGUCAACACAGGAAUCUCUAUAUGUAUCCUAUGCCUUUUAAAUCAUAUUCACAACCGAUACCCGUUCCAGUA